Anopheles merus is the source of this 1460-nucleotide messenger RNA. RefSeq lists its product as uncharacterized. The transcript is spliced from 2 exons. Gene Ontology annotation, molecular function: chitin binding. The record is from RefSeq and is a predicted model, not a curated record. NCBI's taxonomy places the organism in Eukaryota, Metazoa, Arthropoda, Insecta, Diptera, Culicidae. Gene Ontology annotation, cellular component: extracellular region. The coding region runs from base 91 to 1380 and encodes 429 amino acids.
UGCUUACCGUGCAUCAUACCCAUCUUAGACACCCUCAACUGAGUUUGGUUUUUAUUCGACAAAACAGUGGACAACCUUCCAACUGCAACGAUGAAGACACUUGCCGCAAUUGUUACCGUAGCAGUGCUGGCCAGUGCCGUGAUGGCAGUCAGUGAGCAUGUGAACAUUGAGGAACCUCUCAGUCGUCCUGGUGGAGGAGGAGGAGGAGGAGGAGGAGGUAGCGGUGGAAGUGGCGGUAACCGACCGGGUGGUGGUGGUAGUAGUGGCGGAGGCAGUCGUCCACCUCCACCAGUAGCCCCUACGCCGGACAGUGGAAACUCGAGUGAAGACGACAGCAGCGACUCCAAGGAAGACGCCUACGUAAACCCCUGCAAAGGCUUGCUGAUCGGUAUUUUGGAGCAUCCGAGCAGUUGCUACAAGUACAUCAGCUGCUACAAGGAGGUGGCCACCGAGGAAACCUGCCCGCCCGAUACGAUCUUCGAUCUGGACGAGAUUACCUGCGUGCCGGGCAAUCAGCGCACCUGCCGGAAGGAGGGUGACGCUUACCCGCUCCCGACCGACAUGUGCCGGGGCAUAGUGCUGGGAACGAUGGUCCACCCGGAGGACUGCAACAAGUACGUCAGCUGUCUGCUCGGGCGGGCCCGCGAGCGUUCCUGCCGGCCCGGGUUCGUGUUCUCCGAACGGCUGUUCGUGUGUCUGCCGGGCGAUCUGAACUCCUGCACGGUGACGCUGCUGCCGACGACGUCCACCAUCGCGCCGGAAGACAUUCGCCCGCUGCCGAGCGAUAUCUGCCGCCGGAACAGUGUGGCGUUCGGUGUGCUGCCGCAUCCGCAGUUCUGCACCAAGUACGUCACCUGCACGCUGUGGAUCCCGGCCGAGCGCGACUGUGACCGGUUCAAGGUGUUCAGCGAGCGGUUCUCCAUGUGCAUGAUCGGUGAUGUGAAUCGCUGCCGGCCGAUUCUGGGACGGGAAGCAGAGCUGGAGAUGCAAAACUACAACAAGUACGUCAGCUGUCUGCUCGGGCGGGCCCGCGAGCGUUCCUGCCGGCCCGGGUUCGUGUUCUCCGAACGGCUGUUCGUGUGUCUGCCGGGCGAUCUGAACUCCUGCACGGUGACGCUGCUGCCGACGACGUCCACCAUCGCGCCGGAAGACAUUCGCCCGCUGCCGAGCGAUAUCUGCCGCCGGAACAGUGUGGCGUUCGGUGUGCUGCCGCAUCCGCAGUUCUGCACCAAGUACGUCACCUGCACGCUGUGGAUCCCGGCCGAGCGCGACUGUGACCGGUUCAAGGUGUUCAGCGAGCGGUUCUCCAUGUGCAUGAUCGGUGAUGUGAAUCGCUGCCGGCCGAUUCUGGGACGGGAAGCAGAGCUGGAGAUGCAGUAGAGUGGAGCGGAAUGAAGGACUCUUAGCUACCUGUUUAGAAUGUAAUAAAUAUUGUUUCUGCUUAUUUUUGUACAUCAUUA